This is a messenger RNA of Angiostrongylus costaricensis, 3471 nucleotides long. The record is from the annotation of a GenBank genome assembly. NCBI's taxonomy places the organism in Eukaryota, Metazoa, Nematoda, Chromadorea, Rhabditida, Metastrongylidae.
UUUACUUUCAGGAUGAGAUUUUUUUGUACAACACACGUAAUAAAGCGGUUAUGUUUUCAAUCACGUCACGCUCACAGUGCUCCCAAAGUCCAGGAGUUCAAAAAGGUGAUGGUAGCAAAUCGAGGUGAAAUAUCAAUACGUGUAUUUCGUGCCUUAACUGAAUUGAACAUAACAUCGGUUGCUAUUUACAGUGAGCAGGACAAGCACUCGAUGCAUAGAUUCAAGGCUGAUGAAGCAUAUUUGGUCGGUAAAGGACUACCACCAGUUGCAGCGUAUCUCGCCAUUGAUCAAAUAAUUGACACUGCACUUAAGCAUAACAUCGACGCUAUUCAUCCGGGUUACGGCUUCCUGUCCGAACGUUCCGAUUUUGCUCAAGCAUGCAUUGACGCUGGAAUUACUUUCAUUGGCCCCAGUCCAGAAGUAAUGGCUCGGAUGGGAGACAAGGUCGCAGCUCGUCAGGCAGCUAUCGAAGCUGGGGUACAGGUCGUGCCUGGAACGGCCACUCCAAUCACUUCUGCGGAGGAAGCCAUCGAAUUCGCUAAACAAUAUGGUACGCCCAUUAUUCUGAAAGCGGCAUAUGGAGGUGGAGGUCGUGGUAUGCGAAGAGUGGACAACGUUGCUGAGGCUUUCCGUCGAGCGUUUUCCGAAGCACAAGCGGCAUUUGGUGAUGGAUCUCUAUUCGUGGAAAAAUUUGUUGAGCGACCAAGGCAUAUAGAAGUGCAGUUAUUGGGAGAUAAUUAUGGAAACCUAAUCCACUUGUAUGAACGUGAUUGCUCUGUGCAGCGGCGACACCAAAAGGUUGUUGAAAUCGCACCGGCGCCUGCACUACCAGAAGGCGUGAGAAAAAGUAUCCUUGACGAUGCAGUACGGUUAGCGAAACAUGUAGGAUAUCAGAACGCAGGUACCGUCGAAUUUUUGGUCGAUCAAAAAGGAAACUACUAUUUCAUCGAAGUAAACGCUCGUCUCCAAGUAGAACAUACUGUAACCGAAGAAGUAACUGGCGUCGACCUCGUACAGGCCCAACUAAGAAUUGCUGAGGGCAAAACGCUGUCGGAAUUAAAGCUUACUCAGGAUUCUGUUUUUCCCCAUGGAUCUUCUAUUCAAUGCCGCGUCACCACAGAAGAUCCUGCGAGAGCAUUCCAACCAGACUCUGGCAGAAUUGAGGUCUUCCGUUCUGGCGAGGGUAUGGGUAUUCGUCUCGAUUCCGCUUCUGCGUUCGCUGGUUCAGUAAUUUCUCCGUUCUAUGAUUCACUUCUGGUAAAGGUUACCUCGUUCGGGCAUCAUUCAUCAGAAAAUACAAACAUUCCGUUCUUGCUUAACGUUCUAACUCAACCCGCGUUUUUGGAAGCAUCUGUUGAUACCUACUUUAUUGACGAGCAUCCGAAUUUGUUCGUAUUCAGGCCAAGUCAAAAUCGUGCUCAGAAGCUGCUCAGUUACUUAGGUGAAGUUCAGGUUAAUGGACCCACCACACCUCUUGCCACCGAUCUCAAACCGGCCUACGUCGAUCCACCUGUACCUGCCAUUCACGCUGGCGAAUCAACACCAAUUGGACUUCGAGACAUUCUUCUGAAGGAGGGUCCUGAGGCAUUUGCACGUAGUGUUCGACGAAAACCUGGAUGUUUAAUCACCGAUACCACUUUUCGUGAUGCGCACCAGUCGUUGCUAGCAACACGAGUUCGAACAUAUGACUUGGCACAAAUCUCCCCAUUCGUCAGCCAUUCAUUUCCUCAACUAUAUUCUUUAGAGAACUGGGGAGGUGCCACCUUCGAUGUUUCUAUGCGUUUUUUGCAUGAAUGCCCUUGGGAACGGCUUGAAACUCUUCGAAAGCUGAUUCCGAAUAUCCCUUUCCAGUGUCUGCUUAGAGGAGCGAACGCCGUCGGUUACAGUAACUAUCCAGAUAAUGUUAUUGACAAAUUUUGCGAACUGGCAGUGAAAUCUGGAAUGGACAUAUUUCGUGUCUUUGACUGCCUAAAUUAUGUUCCUAAUUUAUUGGUUGGAAUGGAAGCCGUCGGCAAAGCCGGUGGUGUGAUCGAAGCUGCAAUUUCGUAUACUGGAGACGUUUCGGACAAAACGAGAACACAAUACACUCUUCAGUACUAUCUUGAUCUUGCUAAUGAACUCGUCAAAGCUCAAGCCCAUGUGUUGGCAAUCAAGGAUAUGGCUGGCGUCCUAAAGCCGGAAGCCGCAAGAAUGCUGAUUGGAGCAUUGAGGGAUAAGUUUCCAGACAUUCCUAUUCAUGUGCAUACGCAUGAUACUGCUGGCGCUGGAGUUGCUUCUAUGCUUGAAUGUGCUAAGGCUGGUGCCGAUGUUGUUGAUGCAGCGGUGGACAGUAUGAGUGGUAUGACCAGUCAGCCUAGUAUGGGUGCAAUAGUUGCCUGUCUUCAAGGAACCCCACAUGAUACAGGAUUGAGCUUGGAUGAAAUCUCUAAAUACUCCGCUUAUUGGGAAUCUGCCCGUCUGCUAUAUGCUCCAUUUGAAUGUGCCGUUACGAUGAAAAGUGGAAAUGCCGAUGUGUAUAGGCAUGAGAUUCCUGGAGGUCAAUAUACCAACUUGCAAUUCCAGGCUUUCUCACUUGGACUUGGCAACCAGUUUGACGAAGUCAAGCGAAUGUACCACGAAGCCAAUCUCGCUCUAGGUGACAUAAUCAAGGUUACUCCUUCAUCGAAGAUUGUUGGUGAUCUAGCUCAAUUUAUGGUACAAAAUCGUCUUACUCGCGAAACGCUAGUUGAUCGUGCGGACGACUUACCCUUUCCUAAAAGUGUUGUGGAUUAUAUGCAGGGAUAUGUUGGUCAACCUCCUUAUGGUUUUCCAGAGCCAUUGAGAACCAAAGUACUUCGUGGAAAGCCCAAGAUUGAAGGAAGAGCUGGCGAAAAUAUGCCUCCUAUGGAUUUUGAUAAAGUGAAGAAGGAACUAGAGGAAAAGCAUGGAAGAACCCUAAGGGAUCAAGAUGUCAUGUCAUACGCUAUGUUCCCGUCCGUAUUCGAUGAAUUUGAGCGGUUCCGUUCGAUGUAUGGACCUGUCGACAAAUUGCCUACGAGGAUAUUUUUCACAGGAUUAGAUAUUGCCGAAGAAGUCGACGUGGAGAUCGAGCGCGGAAAGAAGCUAGCGAUCCAACUUUUAGCGGAAGGCAAGCUGAACGAAAAAGGCGAACGUGAGGUGUUCUUCUACCUUAAUGGACAAAUGAGGAGUAUGUUUGUUCAGGACAAGGAGGCAUCUAAGGAAAUCGUGACCCAUCCAAAGGCGCUCCUUGGAGUUCGAGGAUCUAUCGGGGCGCCAAUGCCUGGUGAAAUCCUCGAAUUUAAAGUUAAAGAAGGAGAUAAGGUUGUGCCAAAACAACCACUGUUCGUGCUGUCGGCUAUGAAAAUGGAAAUGGUCAUUGAUUCGCCUAUUGCGGGUACUGUGAAGAAAAUCUGUUUAUCGAAAGGAACAAAAUGUGCAGCUGGUGAUUUAGUUGUCGAUAUCGAGCCCUAA